AUGACGUCACGGGUGGGGCACGGAGCAGGUGCAAGUUGGACGGGCAGAACCACUGCGUACGAUUACGAGACGUUUCCGCUCUCGAACAUUACCGACGUCCUGCAACACCCGCGCUACGACCUCUCGAGGCGGACGCUGCUCUACUUGCACGGCUUCACGGAGACGCCCAUGAAGGAGAGCGUCGUGACGGUGGUCUCAGAGUUCUGCAGCCACGCGCACUCGUGGCGCUUCUACGCGGCGUCGGUGCUGGACGAGCGGCGCUACCCGGCCGCGCCGUGCGCCAGCUGGUUCCACUUCCAGUGGGGGCUCUGCCCGUCCGCGCCCGCCACCGUCGCCUACAUGGGCUUCCCCGACCCCGGCAGGGCAGAGGGAACAUAUUAUCUCGUUGCUGUACCUCCGUAAAGGGUAACUUACACUACCAUUGUGAACUCUACAAGUUCUGAUUUUAAGUUCAGUGUUUUUAUCACGAAUCAUAAAUGAUUGAAGUUAAACCUAUUAGUGCACUUACCAUGCAAAACUGAUAUUCGUGUAAAAGGUCCACUCAAACGUCUUUAGACGACUUGUUUUAAAAUGGCUACUAUUUAGCGACUUCUUUGGAACUUAAUAGCCCAGUUCCUUGUGUAACACGUUAUACCUGUUAUCACGAAUACAGAUUGCAAGAGAUUUCUCACCUUGUCAUUGCCAUAACGGAUGACUGGCAAGCAAUUUUUGCCUUUAAGUCUGUAAAAGAGCUUUAGGAGCUGGGAAAGAUUCAGGAAAUAUACAGUAUGUCGUAAAUCAUGUUAACGUGUAUUGGUUGAUUUUCUGGGCGAAGGUACAACACUAGAAGAGGUCAUCCUUGGUCUGCUAGAACAGAGAAUGAUAUGGAAUCCGUUCGUUGUUCACUGCCGAUGGUUUGUGUGUUGAUAAGAAGUCAGUUCCGAGACUUGAAGCACGUGAUUUAGAAAACAAGUUUCGCUCAGCAGUCGCACAGUCGCUCUGCGCCUCAGAACAAAAGAAUGGAAUCGCAUUGUCAGCGGACAGUUUCCUCUUUGGGAUGAUUGCUCGGAACAUUAUUGAAAAUAUUGCCAUUGUUGGAACGCGGUGUUGUUCAACAAUCCGACUAUUUUAUUAAAAUGAGCUAUUAUAGUCAGUGGAAGACAUUCAGAAUGCUAUGAAAUAGAAGCUUCGCAACAGCCCUAAAACAGAUUUUCUAAAGACUUUUAAAACGUGUAAAUUUGUUAUAGAGAAGAAGGCGUGUAUUCACAAAAAAAAAUUAUCGGUACCUUUUUUAUGAAGGCUGGUUUUUAUGAAGGUUGGUUAUAUUCAGUAAGUGAAGUUUUAGAAAACUAAUAUAUUUAACUAAAUAAAAAAAAUAUAGAAAAGGGGGAGCCUUUUUGCAACUCCAGUGCAAGUACAGCCAAUUCAGGUCUCCAGUGGAUAAGUUGCCGUAGCGGGGUCGGCGGUGAACGCGGCAGCAGCAGAGCUCAGCCCGGGUGGUGUCGACAGAUGCAACAUCCACGGCUUCCAAAUGGGAGCGGUGUCGACGGGCAAUGGAGAGGUCAGCGUUGACUUCCAGGAACGGUGUGUGGGUACGUUACAGCGGUGAAUCGUGAGAUGGACUCUAUGCAUCACUAGCGCCGGUACGGAUGUAAAAAUGCCCAUAUAAGUCUAUAUUAUCUGUUUUAUUGCAGUCGUCUAAACACUUUUGGUUUCCACUUUGUGUGUCAUUAGGCUUCUGAAUUGAGAGAUGACAUUGAGUAACAUAGGCAAUAAGAUUCAUUCCUUUGAUUUUCAAAUUUUAUGUUCAGUCCUUUAUUCUCCUGAACUAAACUUGGCAUAACUAGGUCGAAUUGUAAGUAUAGACUGAGUUAACUGUGCAGUGCUUUUGAACUUGUGCUGUGAAGUGCCUUAUACACUAUAUAAAUAUUAAACGGAAGUGCCAGAAAUAAUUUGAGUUGUUUGAAAGGAAAGUAAAUGUAAGAAAAAUAAAAUAAUAUCAAAAACAUUUUAAAAUUAUACUUAUUUUAUUUUCACACAACAUAAUUAUAAAUCUUUUUCCGCUGUAAAAGUCACACAAUUUCAGGUUUUGGAAUAACAUUUAAAAUCAUGAAUUUAAAGAAUCUCGUGAACUAUUUCAGUUUCUCUAGUGCAGUCAUAUCACUAGAGCGCUUGGAAUGCAGCAGGUUUUCCCAUUAAACUAGACAACGGAGAACCAUACUUACGUAUUCAUUUCCUUGGGAUAAAAAUAAUGUUAAUGUAGAUUGUUAUUUAAUUAUGAAAUCUUUUUUCUUGUACUUUCGAGGACCGUUCAGAUGAUACAGAAAUAUGUCGUUUUUGAGUGAUGGAUUAACGUGUGAGAUUCACCAAAUAUAAUUGGUUGAAUGUAAAUAAUUACACCAGGGAGCAAGAUUUUUACUUUAAGGAAGGUAGAGUGCGCAACAUAUUCAAUUUUAUACAUAGAUUAUGAAUAUUACAAUAAAAUGUCAUAUCAUAUCACAGUUUUUAAAUAUACCGUAUCUUUGUACCGUUUCAUUUCGUGCUUUUCUAUUAAUACAAAUACAAAUUAAAUUGCACCUGUAAGAUAUCAUGAUAUCUAUACUCGUAAAAUCUAU
Molecule: messenger RNA, 2594 nt
Organism: Gryllus bimaculatus (two-spotted cricket)
Lineage: Eukaryota; Metazoa; Arthropoda; Insecta; Orthoptera; Gryllidae
Source: the annotation of a GenBank genome assembly